This is a messenger RNA of Scaptodrosophila lebanonensis, 549 nucleotides long. RefSeq names its product enhancer of split m8 protein (gene E(spl)m8-HLH). The record is from RefSeq and is a predicted model, not a curated record. Gene Ontology annotation, biological process: anterior/posterior pattern specification; regulation of neurogenesis; regulation of transcription by RNA polymerase II. Lineage: Eukaryota; Metazoa; Arthropoda; Insecta; Diptera; Drosophilidae. The coding region runs from base 1 to 549 and encodes 182 amino acids. The transcript has a single exon. Gene Ontology annotation, cellular component: nucleus. Gene Ontology annotation, molecular function: RNA polymerase II cis-regulatory region sequence-specific DNA binding; protein dimerization activity; DNA-binding transcription factor activity, RNA polymerase II-specific.
AUGGAAUACGCCACAAAGACACAAAUCUACCAAAAGGUGAAGAAACCGAUGUUGGAACGCCAGCGUCGUGCACGCAUCAACAAGUGCCUGGACACGUUGAAAACACUUGUUGCUGAGCUCCGCGGUGACGACGGAAUUCUGCGCUUGGACAAAGCGGAAAUGCUCGAGUCGGCUGUGGUUUUCAUGCGUCAGCAGGCGUCUAACAAAAGGACGCAGCAAGUGGAGGAGGCACCAGUGCCUCUGGAGAGCUUCCGCAAUGGCUACAUGAAUGCUGUUAACGAAGUGUCGCGUGUUAUGGCCGCAACACCUGGCAUGAGCGUCGAUCUGGGCAAAUCAGUGAUGACGCAUUUGGGUCGCAUCUACAAGAACCUGCAGCAGUUCCAUGAAGCUCAAACAAUGACGACGACAAUGGCGCCAGCAGAACCAAUGACACCUCUGACUAUCAGCUGCCCGGCUCCACUUAGUCCCGCCUCGUCUGGUUAUCACAGUGAUUGCGAAAGUCCAGCACCGUCGCCAAUGGAGAGUGAGAAAUUGUGGCGCCCCUGGUAA